GAGGAUUGCCUCGCCGAGAGCGCGCUGCUUGCGCUUUCUUCCAAACCACAUCCACACUCACCUCCUCCGCAGCCCGUACAUACCUCCGCCAUGCUCGUCGACAAUCCGCUACAAUCAGGCUUUAGCCUCAACUCGUCUUUUGAAGACUUCUUCAACAUGGACCUCCUCGCAGGCCCCUCGCACGCCGCAGGCUCGAGCUCUAGUGGCUCGUCGCCCCGUUCAGACGGCUCGCCCUCCGACUCCUUCUCUGGUCUCCCGCCGACCCCUCCGAACCCCUACAUGCCCGAUGUCGCCCUUAACUCCAACCCGUAUCUCGACUUCCCCCUUGACGACGAUUUCUCCAAGCUCGACCUCCCCAUGCCCCUCGCAGCGCCCGGCUUCGACUUCAUGGGCGCCUUCACCAGCGCUGCGGCGCAGAUGGCCAGUCCUAGCGACUCGGGCUCAGGUGCAUCGUCCUCGACGUCGGGCACGUCGCCAACAAGCAUCGACCCGCAGUUGGUCACCUCUCCCACGGGUCCCCGACCCGUGAGCGAGUUUGGUGAAGGCGACGAAGGGGACGAUGACGAGGACGGGGACCUAGAUGACACAGCGAGUGCUAUGAACGAUGCCCUAGAUGAUGAGCUGUCGCUCGCACCGAUGAAGGUCGGUGUCGGGCGGAGUGUCAAGCGCGCCGGGAGCGAGAAAAAGGAAAACAAGCCGGCGAACAUGCUCUCGACCACGUCGGCCGACCCUGAAGACUGGCGACCCACGCCGGAGGAGUACAAGAAGAUGAACAGCAAGGAGAAACGCCAGUUGAGAAACAAGAUCAGCGCUAGGAACUUCGUAGUACAUACCACCCUUGAGGGCGACAUCGCGGAGCGUGAUCGUCUCAUCGACGCUAUUCGCACUGAGCUCGGUAGCAUGCUCUUGCUUGACGGCCGCGGCCGCGUCGACGCCCCCGUGCUCCCGCCUCCUGCUCCCAUCCCACCGCUCCCCUCCUUUCUUCCGGCCCUCUUCCAAUGGCACCCCGGCUCCGCUCCACCGAAGAGCCCGCUCGUCACGCCCAACACCCAGAAGGACCUCCCGACAUCGCCCAGACUUGGUGCGCGGGGCUUCUGGGGCGGGGCGUCGAGUCCCUUCGGUGCUGGUGGCUUCACUCCCGUGCACACCACUCUUGUGCCUGAGUGGGGCAGCGUUCUGCGGAGCCCGACGCUCCAGGAGAACAUCAACCCUGUGCUCAAUGCUGCACCGUGGCCGAGCGCCGACAAGGCUCAGCAGCAGCAACAACAGCAACAGCUCGCAACAAGCCAGCAGGCCACAGGCCCAGCAAUCGCACGCAAGCCCAAGCCCGCUUGCGAGCCCCAACUCCUCGCCCUCCGGCCUCGCGAGCGGCCUCCGCCCCACUACUUUGCCAAGUCCGGCCCGCUCUCCGCCAUCCUCUCCGGCAAGGCCGCCGUCAACGCAUACCCGACCCCGCCCAACUCGCCUCCGCUCGCGCCGUCCCACGCGCACAACCUCCAGCCCUCGAACUCGGGAAGCAAGGCUCAGCAGCCGACAGCCCAGCAAGCGAUGCUCGCCUCGAUGGCGUCCCAGACGCUUAUGGGCAAGCUCGGCUCCGCGUUCUGGGACGCGUUCGCGCGAAGCCCGCGGGUGCGCCGCGUCAUGGAGGGCAGCGCGGUCCUCAAGGUCGUCGACGUCGAGCCGCAGGAGAAGACGUCGCCCCGCGUGCCGGCGCCCCAGCCGAUGCUCGCGCGCACGAAGAAGUGCCAGUUGACGGACGUGCUCGCGGAGUCGAUGGCGAGCCUCAGUCUUGGAAGAAGUAGAUGGUCUUCGUAGUGCUAGUGCCAACAAACCUCCUUCCUCGCUCAUAUCUAUACGGCUUCUUGUCGUCCUCUCCUGUCGAUCCAGCUCUCACGAAUCCCCACUCCCCCUGCACUCUCCCUAAUCCCCGGUUCCCAUCUGUCGUCCUCCCGCAUCUCGAUCAUUGCACCCCCUCUCCCCGUUCCCGACCGCGUGCUGUGUCUCGUCGUCUUGACCCUCUUGCCCCGCGCACCGUACCGUACCGUAUUUGCGACGCCCGGCACCGCGAGUGCCGGCGUGUGUAGUUACUAGCUGUUAGCUCGUCGAAUCCUGGAAUGUUUGUUAGUCGAUAGUACCGUGUCUAUAGCCGCAAAAGAGAAACAAAUGUAGAUAUUAUUGUGCA
Fomitopsis serialis is the source of this 2182-nucleotide messenger RNA. RefSeq lists its product as uncharacterized. The coding region runs from base 91 to 1815 and encodes 574 amino acids. The transcript has 9 exons. The record is from RefSeq and is a predicted model, not a curated record. Lineage: Eukaryota; Fungi; Basidiomycota; Agaricomycetes; Polyporales; Fomitopsidaceae.